This is a messenger RNA of Cottoperca gobio, 2793 nucleotides long. It is a transcript of the gene tpcn1, whose product is annotated as two pore segment channel 1. The coding region runs from base 310 to 2793 and encodes 827 amino acids. Gene Ontology annotation, cellular component: endosome membrane; lysosomal membrane. Gene Ontology annotation, biological process: monoatomic ion transport; transmembrane transport. The record is from RefSeq and is a predicted model, not a curated record. Lineage: Eukaryota; Metazoa; Chordata; Actinopteri; Perciformes; Bovichtidae. Gene Ontology annotation, molecular function: voltage-gated channel activity; monoatomic ion channel activity. The transcript is spliced from 26 exons.
GGCCGUCUGUGACAGGACAAAGACCAAAUCUGCAACCGACAGACCUUGUCAGCUCCACACAACUUGAAAACCGCUAGGUCCUGUUUUGCAUGUAGACCUUUUUAGACCUGUAGUUCUCUCUUAUCUCAGGUUAGCAUCGCAUAAAAAGUACUCUGUUUGUUUGCUAACUACUAGCGAGCACCCAAGAUGUGCAGUUGUCUUUCGGUUUGCGGAACAAACCGCGCACUUAUUUAGCGAGUGAGUAGUUUAGAUUAACUCUGAUUGAACUUGAGUAAAUCAAGGCUGGUUGCAGUCUGAUUAUCUGCUAACAUGGAGUCUGACGAUGAUGUGCCUCUCAUCCUAACCUGGGACGAAGCAAACAGCGGUCUGCUCAACGAGGAGACUGAGAGAGGAGACGAAAAUGGAGGAGGAGGCAAUUAUGACAUAGUGAACAACGCUGUGAUCUCAACGCCUGGGCCACAAAACCACAGGGCCCCAAAUGCAUCCUUACGGCAAAGCUGGGAGAUGAACUACCAAGAGGCAGCCAUUUACCUGCAGGAGGGAGAGAACAAUGAUAAGUUCUUCACCCAUCCUCGAAACCCAAAGGCGUUGGCAGCGUACCUGUUUGCCCACAACCACCUGUUCUACAUGAUGGAGCUGCUGACAGGCCUGCUGCUGAUGAUGCUGUCGCUGUGUGAAGCUCCCGCUGUGCCCUCACUGCGUCUGGAUGUCUACGUCCAUGCCACUCUGGAGCUGCUGGCUUUGGUUAUGGUGGCAUUUGAGCUAUGCAUGAAACUCCGCUGGUUAGGCUUCCACACCUUCAUACGACACAAGAGGACCAUGGUGAAGACAUGUGUGUUGCUGCUACAGUUCGUGGAGGCCAUAGUGGUUCUGAUCAGACAGACGUCUCACGUGAGAGUGACUAGAGCUCUCAGACCAAUUUUCCUGGUGGACUGUAGAUACUGUGGUGCUGUGCGCAGAAACUUGCGUCAAAUCUUCCAGUCCCUCCCACCUUUUAUCGACAUCCUCCUUCUGCUGCUCUUCUUCAUGGUUAUAUUUGCUAUUUUAGGUUUCUGCCUCUUCUCUCCAAACACUGCAGACCCGUACUUCAGGACCCUGGAGAACAGCCUCGUCAGUCUGUUUGUGCUUGUCACCACAGCAAAUUUCCCUGAUGUGAUGAUGCCAGCGUACUCCAAGAACCGCUGGUCCUGUGUUUUCUUCAUUGUCUAUCUCUCCAUAGAGCUCUACUUCAUCAUGAAUCUGCUCCUGGCAGUGGUGUUUGAUACGUUUAAUGACGUCGAGAAGAUGAAGUUUAAGUCUCUUUUACUUCACAAACGCUCCGCUAUAGACCAUGCCUUCCAGCUGUUAGUUAGCCGGCAGAGGCCGAUGGGCGUGACGCUGAAACAGUUUGAUGGUCUGAUGCGAUUUUACAGACCACGGAUGUCUGCAAGAGACCGCUUCCUCACAUAUAAAGCUGUUAACACCUCAGGGGCUCCUAUGCUCAGUCUACAGGACUUCUAUAAGUUCUAUGAGGUCACUGGCCUUAAGUGGAAGGCACGACGCAGUGGAGAACAUUGGUUUGAUGACCUUCCACACACGACCUUCCUCAUUUUCAAAGGCAUCAACCUGCUUGUGAAGUCAAAGGCCUUCCAAUAUGCCAUGUAUGCGGUGGUGGCCAUCAAUGGCGUGUGGAUCCUCGUGGAGACGUACACACUUAAUAGUGGAUUUUCCUGGUCCAGAUUUGUUCCCUGGAGUUACAUUGUUUUUCUUACCAUUUAUGGUGUAGAGGUGUUAUUGAAAAUAUCUGGUUUGGGGCCGAUGGCUUAUAUCAGCUCUGGGUGGAAUCUGUUUGACUUCACAGUGACAGUGUUUGCCUUCCUGGGCCUGAUAGCUCUUGCCUUCGAUAUGGAGCCGUUUUACUUUAUCGUAGUUCUCCGGCCACUUCAGCUGCUCCGGUUGUUCAAGAUAAAGCAGAGGUAUCGUAAUGUGCUGGACACCAUGUUUGAGCUCUUCCCCAGGAUGGCGAGUCUGGGGUUGACCUUAAUCAUCUUCUACUACUCCUUUGCAAUUGUUGGGAUGGAGUUCUUUGCAGAUGUGGUUUACCCCAACUGCUGCAACACCAGCACAGUGGCCGACUCCUACAGACAGAUCAACGUCACCUAUGGCAACAAAACAGUGUUGGAGGAAGGCUACUAUUAUCUCAAUAACUUCAACAACAUCCUCAGCAGCUUUGUGACUCUGUUUGAACUGACUGUGGUCAAUAACUGGUACAUUACCAUGGAAGGAGUAACUUCUAUGACGACCCACUGGAGCCGGCUCUACUUCAUGACCUUUUACAUUGUGACGAUGGUGGUGAUGACCAUCAUCGUGGCGUUCAUUCUGGAUGCGUUUGUGUUCCGCAUGAACUACAGCCGCAAGAACCGGGAACCAGUGGAGAACCCAGAGGAUGAGAACGGGAUAGUGUUUGAAGUAGAGGUGAGUCGUGAUGAAGCUCUGACCACUCUGGAGCUGUACAAACAGACGUGCCCAGGACUGUCCUCCCUCAGCUCUCUACAGGGAGUCCUACAAACUAUGGACAGGGGAGGGCAUUCGUCUCUGGUGUACCUGGGUCGCAGGUCUAGGACGAAGAGUGACCUCAGCAUGAAAAUGUACGAGGAGGAGAUACAGCACGAGUGGUACGCAGAGUAUUCAAGGGAAAACCUGCCCGAGCAAGACCAAAGCCCGGAACGGGAUCUGGACAGUCCCGGCUCUGACCCGUCUUCCUUCCCAGAGCCUCAGCUGAACUCACAGACUGGAUCUCACAGCAUCAACUAA